Messenger RNA from Sinocyclocheilus rhinocerous, 3942 nucleotides. RefSeq names its product zinc finger Y-chromosomal protein 1-like. Gene Ontology annotation, molecular function: RNA polymerase II cis-regulatory region sequence-specific DNA binding; DNA-binding transcription repressor activity, RNA polymerase II-specific; metal ion binding. Lineage: Eukaryota; Metazoa; Chordata; Actinopteri; Cypriniformes; Cyprinidae. Gene Ontology annotation, cellular component: nucleoplasm; nucleus. Gene Ontology annotation, biological process: regulation of transcription by RNA polymerase II. Bases 487 to 2682 code for a protein of 731 amino acids. The record is from RefSeq and is a predicted model, not a curated record. The transcript is spliced from 9 exons.
GAGCUCGCUAAUCAUUCCGCAUCAUAUGCCUUUGACGCCACCACAAAAUAAAGCCCACAAAUACUCCCUCACACGCAACUUCCAAAGCGCUAAACAAAAGCAAAAUCAUUCGUUUGGUUUUACUCAAUACAGCCUAGUUUUAAAAUCGCCAACGCGCAGAGAAAAUACAGUUGGCGGGCCUGCCAAAAGAGCCGGACUGCGGCACCUGUCUGAGACUCCUUCCGCAUUUUCCUGCGGCUCCGAGGCAGUGACGUGCGCCUCUGAAGGCGGCGUAAUCUCCGGCGGAGCUGGAGGCUGCAGCGCCGCGGAGCGCAUCAGACUCGGCCCCUCCCCUCCGCGCUCCGCGGCGGCCCGCCCUGCUCACACAAGAGCCCCGUCUGCGCUCUGCCCGAGUCUGGGGGUGGGAGACGGAAACCCGUACGGCCUUGGAAACAAACAAAACAAACACAAAAAGGUCUUAUAUUAUGCAGAUGACCGGCGGAGGCUAUGGAUGAAGAUGUAACGGCUCUCUCUCUCCAUUCCCAUGAGCCCAAGAUCAUAUUCCAUGGGACAGAGGGUGAUGGAGAAGAAGACGAGGUGGUGGUAGAACUGCAGGAGUCGGUUCUGGUGUCUGACGUGGAGGAUGAGAAGAUCGCGGUGCACGGCCUCGCCCAUGAGGAGCUGGUCAUCCAGGAAGCUAUCGAGGAUGUGGUGGCGGAGUACGUGCCAUGCACAGAUGAAGACGAAGAGCUUGGCACCAUUGCUGUGGAGACCUGUGUGAUGUCACCCGAUGAUGUGGCUCUGGAGGAGGAAGGACUGCAGGUUGAUGUGGUGACUGACGCUCAGGUACAGGAGGAUCCUGACACCUGUGGAGACUACCUCAUGAUCUCUUUGGAUGAGGCUGGAAAGGUGGUUUCUGAUGAGGAUGCUAAAGUUACUAUUGAGGGCACUUUAGAAGACCCAGAGGAUGUGGAGAAGGAUGAUGAGGGUCAAGAGGUCAUCAAAGUGUACAUCAUCAAGGCUCACCCAGAGGAGGAAGACUUGGGUAUGUUUGAACUUUCUUCAAGUCUGCAGCACGAUCAUAUUCAGUUGUCAGGCACGACUGGAACUUCACAUGGCAUUGACUUCUAUGGCUGCGUUUACAUGUCAAUCGGUGAAGCUAGUCAAAACCAGGAUGACAUCAAUGUGGUUAAAAUCACAGAUGAGGUCUACAUGGAAGUGGUGGUGGGGGGUGAAGACCCCGGAAAUGUUCAGCGGACAAUUGACAAUGCAUCGCUCAACAAAGACUUCAUGCCUGUGGCUUGGGCAGCUGCUUACAGUGGGGAGGAGAGUGAAAGCUGUGAGAACAGGAAUGGAGCAGCAAGUGCUUUACUGCACGUUGAUGAGUCUGAUAUGAUCGAAAGACUCAGUCGUCAGCGAAGCAAGAACAAGAGCAAGAAACGCUCUGAACUUCGUCACGUUCAGACAGCAAUCAUCAUUGGACCCUACGGCCAGCCUCUUACAGUGUACCCUUGUAUGCUAUGUGGGAAGAAGUUCAAGUCGCGUGGUUUCCUCAAGCGCCACACCAAGAAUCACCAUCAGGAUGUCGUAAACCGAAAGAAAUACCAGUGCACGGACUGUGAUUUCACCACUAACAAAAAAGCCAGUCUCCACAACCACAUGGAGAUCCACACCCUCAGCAGUAAAGCCCAAUUUGAGUGUGAAGUCUGCGGAAAAGAGUUUCACCAGCAGGCGGCGCUGUUCUCCCACCAUCUGCAGCACCACCACCGAGAAUCCAAGCUUCAGAUCCCGCCACCCACCACCAAAAUGCACAAAUGCAAGUUCUGCGAAUACGAGACGGCAGAACAAGGACUUCUAAACCGACACCUUCUCGCCGUUCACAGCAAGAAUUUCCCACAUAUCUGCGUGGAGUGUGGGAAGGGUUUCCGGCAUCCUUCAGAGCUGAAAAAACACAUGAGAACCCACACCGGCGAAAAACCGUACUCCUGCCUUUACUGUGACUACAAAUCAGCCGACUCAUCCAACUUAAAGACGCACAUUAAGACCAAGCAUAGCAAAGAAAUGCCCUACAAGUGUGACCGCUGUUUCCAGACAUUUGCCGAACCUGACGAGCUGUUACAACACGGACUGACACACGAGGAGGCCAAAACACACCAGUGCACCCACUGUGACCAUAAAAGCUCCAAUUCCAGUGACCUGAAGCGCCACAUCAUUUCAGUUCACACCAAAGACUAUCCACAUAAAUGUGAAGUCUGUGGAAAAGGCUUCCACCGGCCAUCCGAGCUCAAAAAGCACUCGGCCGCUCAUAAGGUGAAGAAGUUACACCAGUGCAGGCAUUGCAACUUCAAAAUCGCUGAUCCGUUUGUUCUCAGUCGGCAUAUUUUGUCAGCGCACACCAAGGAGCAGCAGGCGUUUCCUGACAAAAGGGGUCUUAAGAAGACGUUUGGACUCUGUGCUCACGGAGGUAAGAAAAUUUUGGGCGGUGCCAGUUUGUCCAAGGGCCACCGGGAGCGCCGGGUGUACCAAUGCCAGUAUUGCGACUACAGCACGGGCGACGCGUCUGGUUUCAAGAGGCACGUGAUCUCCAUUCACACCAAAGACUAUCCUCACCGAUGUGACUUCUGCUCGAAAGGCUUCCGCAGACCGUCGGAGAAGAAUCAGCACAUAAUGCGGCAUCAUAAAGACCUAAUGCCUAUCAUGUGACCUUUGCAAUCAGAAACCCAUUAGGAAAAGCGCUGUUCUGAUGAAGCUGUGGUCUUCAGGGCCGUUGGAAAGCCAACUAGAGGCUUUUUCGGAUCCUGAUAGUACAGACAGGCUGAAAGUGCAAGAAAAUAGAGAGAAAAACAACCAUCUAAUGUGUCCAGUUGCAAUGUUCUGAAGACACAUUUUUUAAAGUUUAAUUAACCAUUCUUGAUCAGCUGACCAGCUUUAGAUUAAUGCGAAAAUAGAUAAACUUGCAUACCAAUCCAUCAAGGGUGGAUGACAUACAUGCAUCUGGUUAUAAAUUUGAAUUAUGACUCCUUUAUUGCAUGUUACACAAAACAUGUUUGAACCGCUUUGGUGAUUGCUGCGUGUUUGUGCACAUGCGUUUUUAAGUACAAACGUUUUGGGAUUAGCCUUGAAGACGUCCGUUGUCAUUAAACAACGGUGCUAAUGCUUUAUCGACUAGCUUCAGAUGAGCAGAAUGUCUAAUUAAAGUGAACUGAAAAAUGCCAUGGCUGCUAAAAAUUUGUUUUAAUUUUAGGGGGAAAAAAUUGCUGUUCAGACCAGAUAUAGGCUUUUGGGAAACCCAUCUUUUAUUUUGGUUCUCUGAACAAAAUGAAUCAACAACAUUGGUGCAUUAAUUUACUAAUAUCAGCUGUUAUGAAUUUAAUGUAGGACACGGUUUCUUGGUAAUAUUUCCAAUAAAAAUCAUAUUGCAAAUAGUACUCAACUCACAAGAGAUCUUGAGGUUUAAUCGGAGUGUGCAGACAUUAAAUCAGGCCGAAUGGCUGGUUAAUCUAAAUUUAUUUGAAUUUAGACACUAGUAUGUUUGUGUAUUUCUUGAAUGUGGUCGUUUGGCUUUUGGUCUGUUUGUUGUAAAACUCGCCCUCGAAUUAUUAUUAUUAAGACGUUUAGGGUAAAUUUUAUUUUUUACACAUACUGAAAAUGUAUAAUCUGGAAUAAAGAGAUUCUAAAAAACUGUUAUGUUAUGUGUAUAGGAAAUAUUUGUAAAUACGUAAGUAAUAAACAGUAUUUUGUGUCCAAAAUGUUUUUUUUUUUUAUUAUUAUAUUUUUCAUGAUGAAACGCAAAUGGAUAAUCUGAAUAAAUCACACCAGCUUUUGUCAUUUGUAAACCAAUUUUAAUCUUAACAGCAGUAAACAAAACUACCAGAGACAAAAAAAUUAAAAAGCACUCUUCAUAAAAAUUUGUUUUCAGGAAUCCGCAUAUCGUUCAUGAAACAUGUUUGACACAUUUACAGG